GAGAAAGAAAGAGAGAAAGAGAGAAAGAAACUUAUGAUCGUGGUGUGGGGAGAAUGGGACGGGACAUGGGAAGAAAUUUCAUCUGUGAUAUUUUAUUUGCUUUAUGGGGGGAGAGUUCUCAGAUUUGCAAAAUACUAACAGUUCAUGGGCUCGAUGACAGAUUUCUGCCACUGAACUCUGAGGCACAGAAUGAUUCGGGAAGUAGCUGUUUUGCUCAGCGUGGUCCUGGGGAUCGGUGCUGUCCCCGUGGAUGACCCCGAGGAUGGGGGCAAGCACUGGGUGGUGAUUGUCGCGGGUUCAAACGGCUGGUAUAAUUAUAGGCACCAGGCGGAUGCAUGCCACGCCUACCAGAUUGUUCACCGGAACGGGAUUCCUGAUGAACAGAUCAUUGUGAUGAUGUAUGAUGACAUAGCCAAUUCUGAAGACAACCCCACGCCAGGAAUUGUGAUCAACAGACCCAAUGGCUCGGACGUGUAUGCGGGGGUCUUGAAGGACUACACCGGCGAGGAUGUCACCCCUCAAAAUUUCCUCGCCGUGUUGAGAGGCGAUGAGGAAGCAGUGAAGGGCAAAGGAUCUGGAAAGGUCCUAAAGAGUGGCCCCCGGGAUCACGUGUUCAUUUACUUCACUGAUCAUGGAGCUACUGGCAUAUUGGCGUUCCCAAAUGAUGACCUUCACGUGAAGGACCUGAAUGAAACCAUCCAUUACAUGUACGAACACAAGAUGUACCAAAAGAUGGUCUUUUACAUUGAGGCGUGCGAGUCCGGGUCCAUGAUGAGGCACCUGCCCGCCGACAUCAACGUUUAUGCGACCACCGCUGCCAACCCCACGGAGUCGUCCUAUGCCUGUUACUAUGAUGAGAAGAGGUCCACGUACCUAGGGGACUGGUACAGUGUCAACUGGAUGGAGGACUCAGAUGUGGAGGAUUUGACCAAAGAGACCCUCCACAAGCAGUACCAGCUGGUGAAGUCCCACACCAACACCAGCCAUGUCAUGCAGUAUGGGAACAAGUCCAUCUCCACCAUGAAAGUGAUGCAGUUUCAGGGGAUGAAACACAAAGCCAGCUCUCCGAUCUCCCUGCCUCCGGUCAAACACCUUGACCUCACCCCGAGUCCUGAGGUGCCCCUCACCAUCCUGAAAAGGAAGCUGAUGAGUACCAAUGAUCUGCAGGAGUCCAGGAGUCUCGUGGAGCAGAUCCACAGGCAUCUGGAUGCUAGACACGUCAUCCAGAAGUCAGUGCAAAAGAUCGUCUCCUUGCUCGCGAGCUCAGAUGCUGAGGCGGAGGGGCUGCUGGCCGGGAGAGCCGAGCUCAGGGCGCAUGACUGCUACCAGGCAGCCGUGUCACACUUCCGCACGCACUGCUUCAACUGGCACUCCUCCACGUACGAGUACGCUCUGAGACAUUUGUACGUGCUGGUCAACCUUUGUGAGAAACCUUAUCCGAUUGACAGGAUACAGUUGGCCAUGGACAAGGUGUGCCUUCAUUACUACUGAAAGACCGCCUUCCUGAUGCUUCUCCACGUGUGAACACCGUCCCCCCACGAUGUGUGCUCACCCCAGUUGAAGAGGUGGAGCGGGAUGGAGGCCGCCCCCGGGGGCUCCACCAGGGGCUCCUGGGGGAAUGCGGUCGGGCCACCCCGGGCCACCCACCCUCCGGGCCCUUCCCCGGCCUCCUGCAGGUCCUGUACCGUUCCAAUAAAACUACACGUUGGCCUGGGUAAAGCUCCGUGUUGAGAAAGGUAUAUUUGCUUCUCGAGGAGGUUUUCGGGCUCCUUCGUUUUCAGGAGCAGGAAGUUCACGGGCUCUGAGAAGUCGGAAGCCGGAACCUCUGUCUGGAGUCUUCAGAGUGACCUUACCGAAGAGGGAUGGAAGCCCCAAAUGGAAAACUCUUUUUAGGAAAUACCAUGAUUUUUUUUAUUGUUUUUGUAUCUUAUUUAUCAACAGUGGGCAAGGCUUAAAAAAUAAAAAAGAUUUAUCACUGACCCCGAGCAUUAAUUUCAGGCCCCUGACUUAGCGCCCGAUGCUACUGGCCGCAGCCCCCCCACCCCGUGCUCCUGGACUUCGCAGCCUUCCGUGCCUUUGCAACCUGCUGGUCCUCUCGCCCCAGAGUGCCCUUCCCUUCAUGGGAUAGUUUCUUGGGGUGUGUCUGAAGUGCCACUUUGCCCUUGAACCUUCUUCAGCUUCCUCCUGUCCCCUCCCUUGGAAAGCCCUCUCCCCCGUCUGUCCGCCUUGUUUUGCACCGGUCACGGCUAGUGUCAGGUCUGCCUUUCCCAGAUGGGGAGGGGGUGUCUCAGCUCCUGGGGGAGCAGAGGCUGCCUGCUGACUGUUACCCUCGGCCCAGCGCCCCACACAGGGAGGUACUCACAAGGGGCUUCCUAAGGACGUGUCAGUAACGCCAGCUAUAUCCAUGCAGUGGAAUAUCCUAGAGAAAUAAAGAGGAACGAAGCGCUGAUGCCUGUUAUGGUGUUCAGCCAAGUCACCAGUCACAGAAGACCACGCAUUCUACGAUUCCAUUUACAGCCGAUGUCAGAAUAAGCCCGUCUAUUAUAGAGACGGGAAGUGGCUGAGGGCGCCAGGCCGCGGGGAGAGCGGGAAAUGGGGAAGCAGUGAUGGCUGGUGGGUACGCAGAUCUUUUGGGGUGACUGAAUGUUCUGAAACGGAUUGUGGCAAUGCUCACACAAUCCUGAAUAUACCAUAAGCCACCGAAUUGUACACGUUAAGUGGAGUUACGUGGUUUGCUCCUUACAUUUCAGUGCUGCUGCUUUUAAAAAUAAGCCAGAGCGCCCGAUGCGGUUUAGAUAGAUGCAUAGCCGCAGAGAGCGCAGGUGACAGCACCGACGCGCCCACCCUGAUGACCACCUGUCUUUACGUCGUGAAACGUGUCUUUGUAGCAGAGAUCGAUGCCUGUGAAGUUUGGAGUUAAGGACUAAAGUUGGGACACUGGCCAGUGGGGUUACGUCUGUGACAAAUUCCAGGUGAUAACGUCGGUUUCUAACGGGGCCACUUUUCAUCACAGUUUAUCUUUUCUCAGUGAGGUGGGCCUCCGGGUAAUCACAUGACUUCAGGGAAGAGAAAUCUCACUGUCCUAGAGAUUGGGGGGCGCUCUAGGGUUUUGGAUGACAAGGACAAGAAGCCUGCAGUGAGUUAUCACUAAUGUUCAGCGAUGGGCGAACCUGAGGGCUGGCUGAUGAUCAUAGAAAAGCAGGCACUGAAAGGAGAUUGUUAAAGGAAGUCUUUAGGAGGCCAAGAUGCAGGUGGUAAGAAGCUCUGUUCCUCUAUUAUGAAUUGUUAACGACCCGUGUGAUGCUGCUUCUCUGGGUCCCCUCUGUAGAAUGAAAGUAUACUUACCUACCUAUCCAAUAAACACAGAAGCUCGUAUAUUCGUGGUUCUAAAAGUUGAGAGCAGCUAUGUUUUGUUUCUCAAAUAAAUGACGAUUUCCUAA
Molecule: messenger RNA, 3440 nt
Organism: Ailuropoda melanoleuca (giant panda)
Lineage: Eukaryota; Metazoa; Chordata; Mammalia; Carnivora; Ursidae
Gene: LGMN
Product: legumain
Exons: 14
Coding region: 190-1491 (433 amino acids)
Biological process (GO): vacuolar protein processing
Molecular function (GO): cysteine-type endopeptidase activity
Source: RefSeq, a predicted model, not a curated record